AAGUGUUAUUAAUACAGUGCUCGUAAUAAGUGGGUUUUUAUGACAAUUUAAUUAUGUGUAUUUGGUGCAAACAAAACUCAUGAAGCCGACCGUGACAACGACAAUCUCGGUUUACAGAAAGAAGCGCCGCGGAUGUAUGUCAUAAAAAGUUAAGUCAAUGCCAGUGACUGCCCGGAGAUGAAGAAAUGGAAGCUUAUCAUCGUCGGCCAAACUAACCUGGAGGAUAAAAAUAGUGAAGAUAAGUUCCGUUGCUUGGUGGGCGCGCGAUUUCCCUAAUGAAGCUGCUUGCAUAGAACGCUGUUGUUGCCUUGCUGGAUGUCGUCGUCGGGGGGUAACUAGCUAGGUAUUGGAGGGGUUUUAGAUAAUAAUUUGUAACAAUCGUGCGGCAGCAACGGCAGGGAGGCAACUGAUAAGGAGGAGAAACCCCUAUUCCAAGUGGGGCGACAAAGAAGAGACCUCGCCCGGCAAUUUUGUGUUCAGUAAGUCUCUGAUUAUAGCCCGUUCCGGUUGUGGUUGGUGGCGAAAACGAGUGUCGAAAGUUCUGGGUACAAAUUUUAUCGGUUGGCGAGCUGGGAGUGACCCGACCAAGCGAAUCACAAAUGAACAAGUGCAGCAAUGCCAACGGUGUAAAGCUGUACCGGAAUAUACCACAGCAUGAAAACGGAUUAGCGGUGACCAUUGGAGACGCGGAAGAUGACUACUCGGAGGAGUUGCCCCAGCUUGGAGAGCUGUUCAAGUUCCGUUCCAGUUGCUGCAGCACCAAGUUGAUCAAAAAGCGGCUGCCGAUUUUGUCGUGGCUUCCCAACUACAACCGACAGUUCCUGGUGGAGGACAUCGUGGCAGGAUUGACCGUUGGACUGACGGUUAUCCCGCAAGGAAUCGCCUAUGCCAUAGUGGCCGGAUUGGAACCCCAGUAUGGGUUGUAUUCGGCGUUCAUGGGAUGCUUCGUGUACUUUGUGUUCGGCAGCUGCAAGGACAUUACGAUAGGACCGACCGCGAUUAUGUCGCUCAUGGUGCAGAUCCACGUAGCCAAUCUGGGGCCGGCGUUUGCGAUGCUAUCCGCGUUCCUAGCUGGUUGCAUUAUCCUGGUACUCGGCUUGCUCAAUUUGGGUUUCCUAGUCCAAUUCAUAUCGAUGCCCGUUACAGCCGGAUUUACGUCAGCAGCAGCCAUCACUAUUGCCAGCGGGCAGGUGAAAUCGCUCCUAGGUCUUCCGGGCAAAUCUAAUGAAUUCCUCGAUUCAUGGGAAAAUGUAAUCCACAACAUCCACCUGACCAAAUUGUGGGAUUCAGUGCUUGGAAUCGGAACGAUCGUCGUUCUGCUGCUGAUGAUGCAACUCAAAAAUCUGGAAGGUUCAUGGAAGACAUUUGGCAAAUACAUUUCGCUGUCCCGGAACGCCAUUGUCGUAAUCGGUGGAACCGUACUAGCCUUCUGUCUUAGCACGGAUGGCGUGGCACCCUUCCAGUUGACUGGUAACGUUACAUCCGGACUCCCCCCGGUUCAGCUGCCACCGUUCUCGGCAGUGGUCCAUAACCAAACCUACUCCUUCACGGAUAUGGUCUCGGAACUGGGAACCUCUGUCAUCGCCCUCCCACUCAUCGCCAUCCUGGAGAGUAUCGCCAUAGCGAAGGCCUUCUCCAAGGGCAAGUCAAUCGAUGCCACCCAGGAAAUGAUCGCACUCGGACUGUGCAACAUUGUAGGAUCGUUUUUCUCGUCGAUGCCCGUAACCGGUUCGUUUACUCGGUCGGCCGUCAACAACAGUAGUGGCGUCCGAACUCCGGCCGGUGGCAUUACCACCGGUAUCGUCGUUCUUCUGGCGCUUGGUCUCCUCGCCGGUACCUUCUUCUACAUUCCGAAAACCGUCCUGGCCGCGGUCAUCAUCGCCGCCAUGUUCUUUAUGGUGGAAUUCCACGCGGCCGCGGAAAUCUGGCGCACCAAGAAGGUCGACAUCAUUCCAUUCUUUGUCACGCUCAUCACCUGUCUCUUCCUUGGCCUGGAAUACGGAAUGGUCAUUGGAAUCGGCGUCAACAUGUGCUUCGUGCUGUACCAAACAUCUCGCCCGAAUAUCAGUCACCAUAUUCAACGGAUUUGUAACGUUGAUAUGCUGGUCGUGAGCCCUGAUCAGAACCUGGUUUACUCCUCCGCAGAGUACCUCAAGGCUCGAGUCGUCAAACUUUCCCAGCAGAAUCUUGUUGAACUAGUCGUAAUUGAUGGAUCGGCAGUCAACUACAUCGACUCCACUGUGGCCAAGAUUCUGGCCGGCAUCGUUGAAGAUCUUAGAGUUCAGGAACGACCCGUUGUGUUCUGGAACUGGCAGCGGUCGGUGCAGCACACGGCAUUCCGCCUGGAUGCGGAGCUGUUUGUUCCGCUUUUCAAAACCGGAAGCUCGCUGGAAGAGAUUGCCAAGUGCUGGUCGCUAGACAAUCGAAUUGAGGCGUGAACAAAACAGUACGCCCCUAAUAGUGCUUUCGGUAAGUUGUGAUAGCUGAGUCCGUAUUCGGGUAGUUUAGUAACUUAUUGUCAGGGAAUUUACGCCCUUAGGAUCGAGGUAUUUUAGGUCACCGAAAUCAAAAUCGACGAUAGUAUUAUUCGGUUAUUACCUGUUAAGGUAACGUACAGUAAGGUGAUGAUGGUGAAGAUUUUAAAUAUCGAGUAGAAAUAAUAAUUUCGCAAGCACGUACAGGUACGGCGGUGCGAAUGCUAGUCAAUCUCGCGAGAAAAUAAUAA
Messenger RNA from Aedes aegypti (yellow fever mosquito), 2725 nucleotides. RefSeq names its product sodium-independent sulfate anion transporter. NCBI's taxonomy places the organism in Eukaryota, Metazoa, Arthropoda, Insecta, Diptera, Culicidae. The record is from RefSeq and is a predicted model, not a curated record. Gene Ontology annotation, biological process: transmembrane transport. Bases 600 to 2438 code for a protein of 612 amino acids. Gene Ontology annotation, cellular component: membrane. The transcript is spliced from 5 exons. Gene Ontology annotation, molecular function: sulfate transmembrane transporter activity.